This is a messenger RNA of Saccharomyces paradoxus, 1641 nucleotides long. RefSeq names its product tRNA adenylyltransferase (gene CCA1). The record is from RefSeq and is a predicted model, not a curated record. Gene Ontology annotation, biological process: tRNA 3'-terminal CCA addition. Lineage: Eukaryota; Fungi; Ascomycota; Saccharomycetes; Saccharomycetales; Saccharomycetaceae. Gene Ontology annotation, molecular function: RNA binding; ATP:3'-cytidine-cytidine-tRNA adenylyltransferase activity. The transcript has a single exon. The coding region runs from base 1 to 1641 and encodes 546 amino acids.
AUGCUACGGUCUACUAUAUCUCUAUUAAUGAAUAGUGUUGCUCAUAAAACAAUGACGAAUUCUAAUUUAGUUGUAAAUGCACCCAAAAUCACCCUGACGAAAGUGGAACAGAAUAUCUGCAACUUGCUUAACGAUUAUACGGACCUGUACAAUGAGAAGCACCAUGAUAAGCCAGAGCCAUUGACUCUUCGGAUCACGGGUGGGUGGGUGCGCGACAAGCUUCUGGGACAAGGCUCCCACGACUUGGACAUCGCCAUCAAUGUGAUGUCAGGUGAGCAAUUCGCUACUGGUUUGAAUGAGUACUUGCAGCAGCAUUACGCUAAAUAUGGGGCCAAGCCUCAUAACAUUCACAAGAUUGACAAAAACCCCGAGAAAUCCAAGCAUCUGGAGACUGCUACUACUAAGCUCUUUGAUGUUGAAGUGGACUUUGUCAAUUUAAGAUCUGAAAAGUAUACUGAACUUUCCAGAAUACCUAAAGUGUGCUUCGGUACACCUGAGGAAGACGCCUUAAGAAGGGACGCCACAUUAAACGCUCUUUUCUAUAACAUUCAUAAAGGCGAAGUGGAAGAUUUCACCAAGAGGGGCCUGCGAGAUUUAAAAGAUGGUGUCCUACGUACUCCGCUUCCCGCAAAACAAACGUUUUUAGACGACCCCUUGAGAGUAUUAAGGUUGAUCCGUUUUGCUUCUAGAUUCAACUUUACCAUAGAUCCGGAAGUGAUGGCUGAAAUGGGCGAUCCUCAGAUCAAUAUUGCAUUCAAUUCAAAAAUUUCUAGAGAGCGAGUUGGUGUAGAGAUGGAGAAAAUUUUAGUGGGACCGACUCCUUUAUUGGCUUUGCAGCUGAUUCAAAAGGCUCACCUGGAUAAUGUUAUCUUUUUUUGGCAUAAUGAUGACUCCGUCGUAAAAUACAAUGAAAAGAACUGUCAAGACAUGGACAGAAUCAAUCAUAUUUACAAUGAUAACAUUUUGAACUCGCACUUAAAAAGUUUCAUUGAACUAUAUCCAAUGUUUUUAGAGAAACUUCCUAUUUUAAGGGAAAAAAUUGGUCAUUCGUCAGGCUUCCAACAAAAUUUUAUACUGAGCGCGAUCUUGUCCCCCAUGGCUAACCUACAAAUUAUCGGAAACCCAAAGAAGAAAGUUAACAACCUGGUUUCGGUGACAGAAAGCAUUGUGAAGGAAGGACUGAAGCUGAGUAAAAAUGACGCAACAGUAAUUGCCAAGACCGUAGAUGCAAUAAGUUCAUACGAGGAAAUACUUGCCAAAUUUGCAGAUCGCUCCCAACUGAAAAGAUCUGAAAUCGGUAUAUUUCUAAGAGGCUUUAAUGGCGAAUGGGAAACAGCACAUUUUGCGUCCCUAUCGGAUGCAUUUUUGAAGAUUCCCAAGUUUGAAACUAAAAAAAUUGACUUGCUUUUCCAGAAUUACAAUGAUUUUUAUUCUUACAUACACGACAAUAAUUUGAAUAAUUGUCAUGAACUAAAACCUAUAGUGGACGGAAAACAAAUGGCAAAACUACUUCAAAUGAAACCUGGUCCAUGGCUAGGUAAAAUCAAUAAAGAGGCAAUUAUAUGGCAGUUUGAUAAUCCCACGGGAACUGAUACAGAACUAAUAACUCAUUUAAAAGCCAUUUUACCAAAAUACUUAUAG